AUGAAAUUACCUUCUAAAAAUAAAUUACCGGAUUAUUACGACAUAAUAAAAAAACCUUUGGAUAUAAAGAAAAUAUUUAACAGGAUAGAAGAUAGAAAAACGGUGGACGACGAGGAUGGAAAUUCCGAAUCGGAAUCCGUUAGAAUGAAAAUAAAAAUAAAAAGUGGAAAAGGUGGAAGAGGAGGAGAGGGAAGAGGACGCACGAGAAGGAGGAAAACUCAACCAAAGUACACGAAUAGCGAUGACGAAGACGAAGAUGAUUGA
Molecule: messenger RNA, 264 nt
Organism: Pediculus humanus corporis (human body louse)
Lineage: Eukaryota; Metazoa; Arthropoda; Insecta; Psocodea; Pediculidae
Exons: 2
Coding region: 1-264 (87 amino acids)
Molecular function (GO): protein binding
Source: RefSeq, a predicted model, not a curated record